UAAAAAAUAAAUAAAUUUGGUUACAUUCUACAAUGACUUAUAACUAUGAUGGUAAUGUUAUUUUGCUUCACAAAGAGAUUAUUUUCCAAAGAAUUCAGCACUCUCGGAUUAGACCUGAACAUAUUGUGCAUAUAUCCAACAUUUACCAUACCAAUUACUUCGACAUUGUGUUCGACUGAUUGGGUUAUGCCAGUUAGGUUUACUCACCCAUCCUUUGUAGUUUCGAACUACUUAUACGCGUGACUUAUUUUCACCAUUAUUUCUGCAGAACUCGUUGAAGCGUCAUGCAAAAACAAGUAGUGGACAGUCGUAGUAGUGAUGGUAAUGGGAAACGCCACAAAAAAUGUAAGUGCUAGUGUGAAUUUUUACAAUAAUAAAGGCAAACAGGAGAAGCAAUCAAGUAGUCUAGUCGCGAAUUAUCGGAGGGUUUCAUCCGCCACUCUUCGAUGCACUAAUUUAAAAAGUUCAUUUGGUAUAAAAUUAAGAGAAGGAGCUUAUCGGAAAUGCAUGGAAUUCAAAAAACGCUGUUAUCUUUCUGACUUCGACGUCAAUGUAAAAGUGGCAUCAGAAAAAAAUGUGAUCCUAUAACUUAACCCUAACCAUUCAUUCAGUCUAUCCAAGUUGCCAAAUAUAAUAUAGACUGUCUUCAUAAUUGGGGUUGAAAGAAGUAUAUAAGCCCAUUCUAUAUCUGUGAACAUUUUGUAAUUUUAAUUGAAAGUGGUCGACCGAAAAUAUAUAUAAAUGCUGUUUCAAUGUAGCCGACCUGAGAAUAUCGAUUCAAAAACUUUCCAGCUUAUUUAUUAGAACAAUUUGUAUAAUCAGUAUACACGUAACAUCCUAUUUAAUGUGACACGCCGAAGCGCUCGAAGUUCUUCGAAAAGCUUUAUCAGUACGCUUUCGAAAAAUAAUGGUGAAAUGGAAUUCAGAAUUACUAUUUUAAUCGCUAUAUCAGUUUGUGCGAGAUGUGAAAUGCAAGCGAGUGAAACUUAUACGCACUCUGCUAGUCUGAGAUCCGGAAAUAUAAAACUGUAUUGGAAAUUCAACCAGACGGAUAUUAUUCUUGAGGUUGUGGGACAGACAACUGGAUGGAUCGGAAUUGGUUUUUCACCAAAUGGAGCUAUGAAAUCUGCAGAUAUUUUUGUCGGAUGGGUAAAGAAUGGAACGGUCAGAGUAACGGAUAGACAUGGCACUGACAACACCUUUCCUCCUCUUGAUCCUGAACAAGACAUCAACGUAUUAGCAGGAGCAGAGUGUGAUGGUUGGACAAUGUUCAAAUUCUCUCGACAACUUGCUGCUUGUGAGACAGAAUAUGACAGAGAAAUCACGCAAAGCACUUAACGGUUGAUUUGGGCGUAUGGUGAUAGCGAUCCAGCUGGAAAUGAUAUUGUUCCAUAUGAUUAUCAUGGAACAAAAAGAGGUGCAGAAAGCAUGUACUUUCUACAGUCUCCAGAACGGCCUACGGAUCUUCCAGUCGGACCGGUAUAUGAAACAUUUGAUAUACUCGUUUCGGAUUUCAAAAUACCUGCGAAUGAUACAUACUAUAACUGCAAACUAUUCAAACUUCCCGCAUUUACGAAAAAGCAUCACAUAGUGAAGUUUGAACCAGUAAUUCAAAAAGGAAAUGAGCUUAAUGUUCACCAUAUGUUGCUUUAUCGUUGUGGAGAUGUUCUGAAGAAUAAAACAGAUCUUGGAGUGGAUGAACGUUGUUAUAGUCCUAAUAUGGAACAUUUUGAAACCUGCACCGUCGUUAUAGCUAUUUGGGCAAUUGGUGGUCAGGCUGUGGUUUAUCCCUACGAAGCAGGGUUUUCUGUUGGUGGAGAAAAUGAUCCAAUAUAUAUACAACUGGAAACACAUUACGAUAAUCCUAAUCUGGAGUCAGGAGUCAUCGACAAUUCUGGUCUCCGUUUCACCUACACUUCAACUUUGAGAAAAUAUGACAUAGGUGUUUUGGAGACUGGAUCCGCAGUGUUUGGGCUUGACCACAUCAUACCACCUGGAGCUGAGACUUUUACAAGCAUAUCACACUGUACACCAGACUGCAUUGAAAACAGAAUGACAGAUUCUGGUGUUGAAAACAUCACUAUAUUCAAUGUCGUCCUUCAUUCACAUCUUGCUGGACGAAAGUUAAGACUGAGACAUAUUAGAAACGGGGUUGAACUACCUUACCUCGCUAUGGAUAAUAAUUAUGACUUCAACUAUCAAGAUUCUCGAGCUUUGCAUCCACCCGUGGUUGUGAAAAACACAGACUCUUUUCAGAUGGAAUGUGUUUAUAACACCGAAGGCCGAGAUACAAUCACUGAGGGCGGACUCAGUACAAUGCAAGAAAUGUGCCUUUCAUUUGUAUUUUAUUAUCCGAAACUUGACUGGGGAUAUUGCUUAUCGUCAGUUUCAUAUCAGUUAGUUUGGCCUCAUCUUGGAAUAGAUAUGACCAAGAUAGAACAGAUAGCUGGAACCGACCCGGCACUACUAAAGUCAUACCGUUUUGUGGGCCCUUCCGAAGUAUCUGGAACGACAGUAUUUGAAUACCUGAGUGAGAAUUGGACUCAGGAAGAAAUUCAACAGUUUGAAACCUUUUACAACACAGCAGAACAUUAUGAAGUCUGUACCCCGUUGGAUAGAAACAAAUCGAUUAUCAAGCAGUUUGAAGUAAUGAACAUCUCAUCACCGUACGUUAAACCAAGCAAGACUUGUCUGCAGACACAGAAAUUACUCUCUGAAAUUGAAGAGGAUUAUAAUGUCUGCCCCUCAGCUACAACUAUUCCUUAUGAAAGUACAACAAGCGACAGCACAAUUUUGAAGUUUUCUCUGUGCUCGCCUCUCGCCGUUACCGUCUCUUUAGUUUUAAUUAUAUUUGGAUGAAAUUUCACUAAUUGUUUAAGUUGUCGAAUUGUUUAAGUUUGAUCUGAACUUAUGUAAAAAGCGUGUCCCCUAUGAAAGGAGGAAUCGUAUGAGAAAACAUAAAUAGAGGUUUCAAAACAUCGUCUAUUCCUAUAUAGCCUGAAAAUAAUGUUGUACUCAUUUUGUAUUACUAUAUGCUAACAAAAUACAAUAGUUAACUGUCUUUUGCAAUACUUCGCAAUGCGAAUAUAUACUUCGUUUUUAUAUUUUUGAUAAUAUAGACAAAUUUGCUCUAAUUUGUUGAAUUCGGUUUUCAAUCCUUACCUUACAUUUCGUUUUGAAAUUGUGUCUUGGUUAAGUAGGUUUCCUAAGUAUUUCUCCAACGUUUUUGGUGACAAUCGUUGAACAUGCAUAAAUAAUGUUUGAUAUUUCUGUAACAACUAAACCAAAUCCGAAAUCCUGCUUCAAUGGAGUGGACAGUUGCUUCAUUGCGUACUGCUUUCUACCUUUUUGUUGCUCUCGUUAAAUAUAAUUUGGGUACCUCAGUCUAGCUUGAAGAUCUUGUUCUUUGAGAAAAAAUAUCUUGCCUUCAAUUCUUGUGGGAAUCGUUCAGUCUCUUCUUAUGGUUGAUUUGGCCGAGGAGUUGAUGGUGGAUGGUAAUAUUUCUUGUACAUUACCACUGUUCUAGUUUUGUUUAGGAUAUGGUCAGGGUAAAAUAUUUUGUUUUUGGCAUUCGUUCCUAUAUGUUCUGAUAUUUGAACUUUCCUCUUUUUUUUCGAUGAUUUUGCAUUGAAUGCGGGGAAUGUUAGGCCAUGUGCGAAGGAUUUCUGAACAUUCUCGUCGCCGUAGGGUGGUUCACGUAACCGCUGGUCGGUUACGACUUCCUCCACCAUCAAGCCCAUAUGCUUCCAAAAACAAAUAACUGGCUAACUAAUCUCAUACCCGACAUGGACUGGCAACCGGACGAGAGCCGUAGUUCGACAUAUUAUUAGGCGGAUAGGGUAUAUAUAUAAAUCCCAAUCCCUAAGGUCGGCAUAUACCGUCAAAUACU
Styela clava is the source of this 3889-nucleotide messenger RNA. The record is from RefSeq and is a predicted model, not a curated record. NCBI's taxonomy places the organism in Eukaryota, Metazoa, Chordata, Ascidiacea, Stolidobranchia, Styelidae.